This is a messenger RNA of Chiloscyllium plagiosum (whitespotted bambooshark), 1630 nucleotides long. Lineage: Eukaryota; Metazoa; Chordata; Chondrichthyes; Orectolobiformes; Hemiscylliidae. The record is from RefSeq and is a predicted model, not a curated record.
ACGUUAAGGGCAUUGGGACGAAAAUGGAAUCGUGGCGCAAAUCGGAGGGCCGAAGGGCGCGGACUGACGUCCUGUGUUCUCUCUUUCCCCGCCAGGGUCCGGACGACGAGGAAGGGGAUGAGAGCAGGCCCACGGCCAGCGGGACCUGCCUGUCGGUGGUAGGCCUCAUCCUGGCGACCGUGGGUUGGCUGGCCUCAGUGGCCUGUUGCUCGCUGCCGCUGUGGAAGCGGACCGAGUUCAGUGGGCAGACUCUGAUGGUGCGGCAGACCAUGGUGGAGGGCCUGUGGGUCAGCUGCAUCCUGCCGGGCGUGGGCAAGGCCAACUGCCGCACCUACGGCGGCUCGGGCAAGGACGUGCCCCUCGAUGUCUACGUAGGCCGCAUCCUGACCCUCGCGGCCGUGGCUAUGGCCUUCCUGGGCCUGCUGGUCAACUGGGCCGGCAGCCGGUGCUGCAGCCUGGUGGGCAACCAGGAGACCAAGUCCCGGCUACUGACAGCCUCGGGCCUAGCCUUCCUGGUGGCCGGCGCCGCCCAGCUGCUGGCCGUCACCUGGCCGGCCUACGUGCUGGCCACGGAGUUCCACCACCCGCUGGUCCACGAGGUGCUGGCCAUCUCCAUCGGGCCCUGCAUCCACCUGGGCUGGGGGGCCGGCGCCCUCCUGCUGGCCGGCGGUGCCCUCCUGGCCUCGCCCUGUUGCCGCCGGCAACGCCGAGGCCGGCGUCGACGCUCCCGCUCCCGCGACUACGCCAGCCCCUAUUCCCCCGGGGGCCGGGAGCAGGGGACCGGCGUCCGCAACUUCGUGUGAGGUGAGGGCGUCAAAAUGGCCGAUGGCAAGACCCCGCCCUCCCCCCAGAGCCUUUAUUGACAUUCGACGUCGGCCAUUUUGUCCCUUUUCCCCGCCUUGCCAUUUCCCUUCCUCCCCUCUCGAAUAAUGGGCCUCAAAAUGGCCGACGGCAAUGCCCCCCCCUCCCGCCUCCACUGAGCCUUUAUUGAUGUUUGAUGUUGGCCAUUUUGUCUUCUUUCCCGCUCACUCCAUGCCUCUCCGUUCUCUUCCUCCCCCCUUGAAAAACGGGCCUCAAAAUGGCCGACGGCAAGGCCCCACCCCUCCCCCAAGCCUUUAUUGAUGUUCGACGUUGAUGUCCACCAUUUUGUUCCUUUUCCCCGCUCUCUCCCCGCCUCCCCCGUUCCUUUCCUCCAGUCUCGAAAAACGGGGCCCCCAAGCCUCGUUGACGUCUUCCGUCGACGUCGCCAACCGCCAUUUCAUCGGAGACCAGCCCCCUGACCACCUCUGGCCCGGAAACGCCCCUCCUCGCCUCCCAGUUCCCUUCUUCCCCUCUCGUGAAACGGGCAUCAAAAUGGCCGACAAGGCCUCGGGCCUUCAUUGACGUCCUUCAUCGACGACGCCGACCACUAUUUCGUCUGAGGUCGACCCCUCCCGACCCUGGAAGCCUCAAACCCCACCCCCCUCCUCCCCCUCCCCUCUCCGGCAGGGGGGGGGGUGCGGGGGACGGUGUCGGAUCAAAAGGUUGUGUUGAAGGUUAAUAGGGAGACGGGGCUUCUUGCGUUGUCUAUAUCUGACGGCUGUAAUGGUCAAGCAACCACACUUCCAUUAAUAAAGCGUUUGAGGCUGAA